GAGACGAGUUGCUUGCUUCACACCCUUGCUCUUGCGGUACAUUCCAUCUCAUCCCGUCCACUGCAUUUCGUCGUUCUUGUGAACCUGCACGAGACUACGAACAAUGUACAAUCUUUCACGCGCAUCCCGUCCCCUUGUCUCCCGUGCCCGGACCGCUGGGCUUGUCCGUCCUGGUCCGGCACCACUGAGUGCCUUUGCUCGCUACGCCAGCGACAAGGUACAAGGUCAGGUCAUCGGUAUUGAUUUGGGAACCACCAACUCUUGCGUGGCUGUCAUGGACGGAAAGACUCCCCGUGUGAUCGAGAACGCUGAGGGUGGCCGAACAACUCCCUCUGUUGUCGCCUUCUCAAAGGACGGCGAGUUGAUUGUCGGAACCCCUGCCAAGCGUCAAGCUGUCGUCAACCCCGAGAACACCUUGUUUGCCACAAAGCGUUUGAUUGGUCGUCGAUUUGAUGAUGCUGAAGUACAAAAGGACAUCGCGACAGUUUCAUACAAGAUCAUCAAGCACAGCAAUGGUGACGCUUGGGUGGAGGCUCGCGGGAAGAAGUACUCUCCCGCACAGAUUGGAGCUUUCAUUCUUCAAAAGAUGAAGGAGACUGCCGAAAACUUCCUUGGAAAGCCCGCUCAACAUGCUGUUGUCACUGUCCCUGCUUACUUCAACGACGCCCAACGUCAGGCGACAAAGGACGCUGGACAGAUUGCUGGUUUGGACGUGAAGCGUGUCAUCAACGAGCCCACUGCGGCUGCUUUGGCUUAUGGUUUGGAGAAGGCCGGUGACAAGGUUGUCGCCGUGUACGAUUUGGGUGGUGGUACAUUCGAUAUCUCCAUUCUCGAACUGCAACACGGUGUCUUCGAAGUAAAAUCUACCAACGGUGACACUCACCUCGGUGGUGAAGACUUUGACAACACAAUGGUCCGUCACAUCGUCAACGAAUUCAAGAAGGAGCAGGGUAUUGAUAUCUCUGGUGACCGUAUGGCCCUUCAACGUAUCCGUGAAGCCGCUGAGAAGGCAAAGAUUGAAUUGUCAUCCACUCUUCAAACCGAAAUUAACCUUCCCUACAUCACCGCCGACGCCACUGGACCCAAGCACAUUAACAUGAAGCUCACCCGCGCUCAGUUCGAGUCGUUGACCAAGACUUUGAUCGACCGCACCAUUGAGCCAUGCAAAAAGGCUCUUAAGGAUGCCGGAGUGACUCCCAACGACAUCAACGAAGUUCUCCUUGUUGGUGGUAUGUCUCGUAUGCCCAAAGUUCAGGAGACCGUCAAGUCCUUGUUCGGCCGUGACCCCUCGAAGAGCGUCAACCCUGAUGAGGCCGUUGCUGUCGGUGCCGCUAUUCAGGGUGGUGUUUUGUCCGGUGAGGUCGACAAGCUUCUUCUCCUCGAUGUUACCCCUCUUUCCCUCGGUAUCGAAACACUCGGAGGUGUCUUUACCCGUCUCAUCAACCGCAACACCACCAUCCCCACCAAAAAGAGCCAGGUCUUCUCUACUGCCGCCGACGGUCAAACCCAGGUCGAAAUUAAGGUCUUCCAGGGUGAGCGUGAAUUGGUCAAGGACAACAAGCUUCUUGGUCAAUUCAACCUCGUUGGUAUUCCACCUGCUCCACGUGGUGUUCCUCAAAUCGAGGUCACCUUUGACAUUGACGCUGACGGUAUCGUCAAUGUUGGCGCUCGUGACAAGGCCACUGGAAAGGACCAGUCGAUGACCAUUGCUGCGUCCUCUGGCUUGUCUGACUCUGAGAUUGAGAACAUGAUCAACCAAGCUGAGCAGUUUGCCGAGUCUGACAAGAAGCGUAAGGACGUCAUUGAGGCUAGCAACCACGCCGAGUCUAUUAUCAACGACACUGAGAAGGCCAUGAACGAGUUCAAGGAUCAAUUGGACAAGGCUGAGGCUGACAAGAUCCGUAGCCAGAUCAAGGACUUGCGGGAGAUGCUCGCCAAGGGCCCUGAGGAGAACUCACCUGAAACUAUCAAGGAGAAGUACGGUGAACUUCAACAAGCCAGCUUGAAGCUCUUCGAGAUGGUCUACAAGCGCCGAACAGCAGAGGGCGAAUCAAAGAGCGGCAAGACUGUUGAUGCCGAGUACAAGGACGUUGACGAUAAGAACAAGUCAUCGUAAGAUGUCAUCAACUUCACUUGUAGGCGGUGAUGCAGCAUUUCGAUGAGAGACCCAUUAUCCUUAUUAUAUGAUGAGGGGUUUCUGUGGGUGGUGAGGUGGGGGUUCUUUUGCAUAGAAUAGUCUCAUGAGUAGCAAGAGAGUAGGAUAGCAUAAUCUUGUGGUGUUGGGGGGAUGACGAUUCUGGCACGCACUUUUUGUUGAUUUUUCUCUUCAUUGUAACAAUAUUAUCCUUUUUCGUCUCCGAA
Spizellomyces punctatus DAOM BR117 is the source of this 2361-nucleotide messenger RNA. RefSeq names its product hsp77-like protein. Lineage: Eukaryota; Fungi; Chytridiomycota; Chytridiomycetes; Spizellomycetales; Spizellomycetaceae. The coding region runs from base 104 to 2116 and encodes 670 amino acids. Gene Ontology annotation, biological process: protein refolding; cellular response to unfolded protein. The transcript has 4 exons. The record is from RefSeq and is a predicted model, not a curated record. Gene Ontology annotation, cellular component: cytoplasm; mitochondrion. Gene Ontology annotation, molecular function: ATP binding; ATP-dependent protein folding chaperone; misfolded protein binding.